UUGAGGUGGUAUCUCUUCGCGAUGCCAAGAUGGCAAGCCUGCUCCCUCCCACAGGCAACAACGUCUUCCACAGAUUCACCCCAGAGUCGCUGGUGGAGAUCGACAGGCUCAUCCAGGAGAGGAGCACCAGGGAGGAUGUAGAGGGGGUUGAGGAGGAACCACAGGCCCCGAGCAGUGAUUUAGAGGCAGGAAAGUGCCUGCCAAUGAUCUAUGGUGACCCACCAGUGGAUCUCCUCAACACUCCUCUGGAGGACAUAGACCCCUUCUAUAAAACACAGAAGACUUUUAUUGUCAUAGGUAAGGGAAACACAAUCUACAGGUUUACUGCUGAACCAGCGCUGUUUUGUAUCAGUCCUUUUAGCCUUGUCAGAAGAGGAGCCAUCAAAAUUCUUAUACAUUCAUUUUUUAGUAUGGUCAUCAUGAUCACUAUCCUGUCCAACUGCGUGUUCAUGACAAUGAGUAACCCUCCAGCCUGGAGUAAAACUGUCGAGUAUGUUUUUACUGGUAUAUAUACCGUUGAAGCAACAAUCAAAGUUUUGUCUCGGGGCUUCUGCAUCGGACCUUUCACAUUCCUCCGUGAUCCAUGGAACUGGCUUGAUUUCAUGGUGAUCAGCAUGGCGUACAUCACAGAGUUUGUAGACCUUGGUAAUGUGUCAGCACUGAGGACAUUUCGUGUGCUUCGAGCUCUCAAAACAAUCACAGUUAUUCCUGGUUUGAAAACCAUCGUCGGGGCUUUGAUUCAGUCUGUCAAGAAGAUGGUAAAUGUUAUGAUUUUGACUCUUUUUGCACUGGCUGUAUUUGCCCUCAUUGGCCUGCAGCUGUUCAUGGGAAAUCUACGCCACAAGUGCAUCCGUUGGCCCAUUCCCAACAGCACCAUCUUUGAUGACUACAACUACACCAUGGUCAAUGACACCACCCUCAACGUCACAGAUACUUUCGAUUUCAAAGCAUACAUAGACAAUGAAGAAAACCAAUACUUUCUGGAAGGAAGUUUAGAUGCUUUGAUAUGUGGUAACAGCUCUGAUGCUGGGAGGUGCCCAGAAAGUUACACAUGUAUGAAGGCUGGACAAAACCCGAACUAUGGCUACACCAGCUAUGACAACUUUGGCUGGGCAUUUCUCGCCCUCUUCAGACUCAUGACUCAGGACUAUUGGGAGAAUCUCUUCCAGUUGACCCUUCGUGCCGCUGGGAAGACCUACAUGAUCUUCUUUGUGGUGAUCAUAUUCCUGGGCUCUUUCUACCUCAUCAACCUGAUUUUGGCUGUGGUUGCUAUGGCAUACGAUGAGCAGAACGAAGCCAACUUGGCUGAAGCUCGUGAGAAAGAAGAGGAGUUUCAAAGAUUACUUGAGCAACUCAGGAACCAAGAGCAAGAGGCAGGCAGUAAAGCAUCUUUAGCCAGCCAGGCGACACAAAGUCGAGGGUCAAACAUGACAGGUUCACUGCACAGUCUUGGCGGUGAUGAUGUUAUAAAGGACUGUAACGGCCGAUUAGUGCCUCGCCUCAUUGUCAACAGAGCCUCUUCUAACAAAGAGUUAUCAGCUGAAGACGACCACAAAUCCAUGAGCUCCAAACACAGCAUGCAGUACCUGGACCAGCCCAAACUCUCCAAGAGAACAGCUAGUGCUAUCAGUGUGCUCACUGCAACUAUGGAGGAGUUGGAAGAUGCUCAGAGGCCUUGUCCCCCUGGCUGGUACAAGUUCGCUGAUAUUUUCUUUAAAUGGGACUGCUGCACUCCCUGGAUCAUAUUUAAGAAGUGGGUUCAUUUUGUAGUGAUGGACCCAUUUGUGGAUUUAGGUAUCACCAUCUGCAUUGUGCUCAACACACUUUUCAUGGCCAUGGAGCACUACCCAAUGAGUCCAGAUUUCGAACAUGUUCUCUCAGUGGGAAACUUGGUAUUUACAGGAAUCUUCACAGCUGAAAUGGUGUUCAAGCUCAUUGCUAUGGACCCCUACUACUACUUCCAGGUGGGCUGGAACAUUUUUGACAGUAUCAUUGUCACACUCAGCCUGGUAGAAUUGGGACUGGCCAAUGUUCAAGGAUUGUCCGUUCUCAGGUCCUUCCGUUUGCUACGUGUCUUCAAACUGGCUAAAUCUUGGCCCACCCUUAGCAUGCUGAUCAAGAUCAUUGGCAACUCAGUAGGUGCCCUGGGGAACCUAACGCUUGUCCUGGCCAUCAUCGUCUUCAUCUUUGCCGUGGUGGGCAUGCAGCUUUUUGGCAAGAGCUACAAGGACUGCGUUUGUAAGAUUUCUGAGGACUGCGAGCUGCCCCGCUGGCACAUGAACGACUUCUUCCACUCUUUCCUCAUCAUCUUUCGGAUCUUGUGUGGAGAGUGGAUCGAGACCAUGUGGGACUGCAUGGAGGUGGCGGGAGCGAGCAUGUGCCUGAUAGUCUUCAUGAUGGUCAUGGUCAUUGGAAACCUUGUGGUACUGAACCUGUUCCUGGCUCUGCUGCUCAGCUCCUUCAGCGGGGAUAACCUGUCUGGAGGUGAUGAUGAUGGUGAGAUGAACAACCUUCAGAUCGCCAUUGGUCGCAUCACCAGGGGUCUAGAUUGGCUCAAAGCCUUCAUCGCCAGUAUGUUGCGCCAGAUUCUUGAAAAGAAACCUCCUGACAAUAAUAAAGGAGGAGGGGAAGGAGACAUAGAACUGUGUGCUUUAAACCACCUGGAUGAGAGGAAAAUGGCAGAUGGCUUGACCAACUGUUUGCCUCCAACACUGACUGUACCUAUUGCUCGUUGUGAGUCUGAUGUUGAAGAGGAUGAGGACUCCGAUGAAUCUUCUGAUGAGGAGGAUGGAAAGGCCACUCUUAAUGAUGACGACUCUUCAGUUUGUAGCACAGUGGACUACCGGCCUCCAGAACCUAAGCCUGAGCCUGAAGAGGAAGAAGAACCAGAGCCUGAAGAGCCAGAGUCCUGUUUCACAGAGGGUUGUGUUAAGCGAUUUACAUGUUUCAAUGUAGACAUCACAGAAGGAUGGGGGAAAAAGUGGUGGAACCUUCGAAGAACAUGCUUCACCAUCGUUGAGCAUGACUACUUUGAAACCUUCAUCAUCUUUAUGAUCCUCCUUAGUAGUGGAGCACUGGCUUUUGAGGAUAUCAACAUCGAGCGCCGCAGAGUGAUCAAGAUUGUACUGGAGUAUGCUGAUAAAGUCUUUACGUACAUUUUCAUAGUAGAGAUGUUACUAAAGUGGGUGGCAUAUGGUUUCAAGACUUACUUCACUAAUGCGUGGUGCUGGCUGGACUUCCUCAUUGUGGAUGUGUCAGUAGUCAGUUUAACAGCCAAUUUAUUGGGAUAUUCUGAGCUGGGAGCAAUCAAAUCUCUCAGAACACUCAGGGCUCUUCGACCACUUCGAGCCCUGUCAAGAUUUGAAGGAAUGAGGGUGGUAGUAAAUGCACUGGUUGGUGCCAUUCCCUCUAUUUUCAAUGUGCUGCUGGUUUGUCUGAUAUUCUGGCUCAUCUUCAGCAUUAUGGGAGUCAAUCUGUUUGCUGGGAAGUUCUACCACUGCAUCAACACCACCACAGAGGAACGCUUCCCCAUGGAUGUGGUCAACAACAAGAGUGACUGUAUGGCUCUGAUGCUCACCAAUGAAGCGCGCUGGGUCAAUGUGAAGGUCAACUAUGACAAUGUGGGACUCGGCUACCUCUCUCUACUGCAAAUUGCCACAUUUAAAGGCUGGAUGGAUAUCAUGUAUGCUGCAGUGGAUUCUAGAGAGGUGGAAGAGCAGCCAUCAUAUGAGAUCAACCUUUACAUGUACCUAUAUUUUGUUAUUUUCAUCAUUUUUGGAUCCUUUUUCACUCUCAACCUCUUCAUUGGUGUCAUCAUUGACAACUUCAAUCAGCAGAAGUCCAAGUUUGGAGGGAAAGACAUUUUCAUGACAGAGGAACAAAAAAAGUACUACAAUGCCAUGAAGAAGUUGGGUUCCAAAAAACCUGCAAAACCUAUCCCUAGGCCAUUGAAUGAGAUCCAGGGUGUGGUGUUUGACUUCAUAACAAAACAGUUCUUUGACAUCUUUAUCAUGGUGCUUAUCUGCCUCAAUAUGGUGACCAUGAUGAUAGAGACAGAUGACCAGAGUGCUGAGAAAGAGGAUAUCCUGUACCAGAUCAAUUUGUUCUUCAUCGUCAUCUUCACAGGAGAAUGUGGACUUAAGAUGUUUGCGCUCAGACAUUUCUUUUUCACUAUUGGCUGGAACGUCUUUGAUUUUGUUGUGGUCAUCCUUUCUAUAGCAGGUCUGAUGUUAUCAGACAUCAUUGAGAAGUAUUUUGUGUCUCCCACCUUGUUCCGCGUCAUCCGGCUCGCCAGAAUCGGCCGUGUGCUACGUCUCAUCAGAGGGGCAAAAGGCAUUAGGACUCUUUUGUUUGCCUUGAUGAUGUCACUUCCUGCCCUCUUCAACAUCGGACUGCUUCUGUUCCUCAUUAUGUUCAUCUUCUCUAUCUUUGCCAUGUCUAACUUUGCCUAUGUAAAAAAGCAGGCAGGCAUCGACGAUAUCUUCAACUUUGAAACAUUUGGCGGCAGCAUCAUCUGCCUGUUUGAGAUCACAACCUCGGCAGGCUGGGAUGGGCUUCUGCUGCCUAUUCUGAACAGCGGCCCUCCAGACUGUGACCCUGACAUAGAGAACCCAGGUACAGACGUUCGGGGUAACUGCGGGAAUCCUGGCAUGGGUAUCAUGUUUUUCUGCAGUUACAUCAUCAUGUCGUUCCUGGUGGUCGUGAACAUGUACAUUGCUAUCAUUCUUGAGAACUUCAACGUUGCUCAAGAGGAGAGUGGAGACCUGCUCUGUGAGGAUGACUUUGAGAUGUUCGAUGAGACAUGGGAAAAGUUUGACGUUGAUGGUACACAGUUCAUUGAGUACAGCCGCUUGUUUGACUUCGUCGAUGCCUUGCAGGAGCCUUUACGAAUUGCCAAACCCAACCGCCUUAAACUAAUCACCAUGGAUCUACCCAUUGUAACCGGCGACAAAGUCCACUGUCUGGAUAUUCUUUUGGCAGUUACCCGUGAGGUUCUUGGCGACACGAUUGAGAUGGCUGCCAUGAAGGAGAGCAUUGAAGCCAAGUUCACAAUGAACAAUCCCACUUCUGCCUCCUUUGAUCCAAUCAACACCACUCUCAGGAGGAAAGAGGAAGAGCGCGCAGCCACUGCGGUUCAACGAACAUACCGUAGACAUCUCCUCAAACGUGCUAUCCGGUAUGCAUGCUUCAUGCAUCGUUCAAAGAGGAAAGUCAGGAGUCAAAACGAUGAAGAACCUCCUGAAACCGAAGGGUUAAUUGCAAGGAAAAUGGAUGCCCUGUAUGGCAGCAAUCCAGAACUCGCCAUGGCUCUUGAGCUGCAGGCUAGGCCGAUGCCACCUUAUGCACAGCCGCCCAAGCCCACCUCGGUCACGCAGCACAGAGUAUCCGUAACCUACCCUCAACCACAGGGACAACUUGGCAUACUUCCAGUGGAGCUCACAAGUGAGGUGAUCCUCCGGUCUGGACCCACGACACAUGGCCUCUGCAGUUCAGAGAAUGCAACGAUAAAAGAGUCAAUAGUAUAACUGGUGGACAAUGCCUGUGGACUGAGAUAAUCCUUGUGAUGUAAAAUGGAGUAUCACCUGCACUCACUGAACAACAUAUGCUCCAAAAACAAGACGGCUUAAAGGAUUACACAGGACUGCUACUGUGUGACAGCAUUGGAAUGCUGUUUCUUGGGAGUACUGUUUUUUUAUUAUUGAAACUUUUGUAAAGACCCGUUUAAUUUAGGAUUCGUUUUAUUUGAUCCCAAUUAGAAAUGUCCCAGUACAUUUGCCAUAACUUAGCCAGGUUCUUUUGCCCUUGUACGUAUAUAUGUUUGCGGGUUUUUCCCUGUUAUAGCGCCACCAAGGGGCUAAGUGCUGCAUUUUUUCCCACAUGACCUCAGACUGAACCCAUACACAAAUGUGCCAAGUUUGGUGAAAAUAUCUCAUUCCAUUCAAGAGUUACAGCCAUUUAAGUGAAAGUGGCCACACCCACUUUGAAAUUUUGCCACCGUUGCAGUGAUGAAUUUAAAGUUCAGCCUUUUGGGAAUAAUUAGUAAUAUUUAGUGUCCAGAGAAUCUUUGUGCACUUGUUUGGUUCCUUUCGAGUGAAAAACCUGGGACUAGUUCGCAAAAAUGUGUUUUGCAAAACAAGAAAAGAAAAAUCCUAUUAUAACAUUUUUCAUGGUCAAAAUGAAAUCACAAUUUUAAUGUAGCUGUUUCGUCCCCUGCAUGCUAACACCCAGUAAUUCUACUGUAUGUGACUACGGUAUGUGGUGACAAUGGUAUAUUUCUUUGGGUUGUUUAAAGCAGUUUUUUUUCAACAAGCUCCCAUUUUACAGGUUCAUCGUAGUUUUUACCUUGUCCUAAAUCAUCUUUUUGAAUACUUGUUGGAAGAUGUAUCAGUAUUUAUAUCUUAAUAAUUCAAUAAUGAUCAAAGAAUUCACAACAGUAUUUGUUAAACACUGAAUUACAAAACCUGAUAUGUUACUUACAGUAUAAUUCUGAUGUUUAACUGCACAGAUCUCAGAACUAUUAGGAACGAGAACCGCUGGUACUGACCAUCACUCAAACAUGUCGGUCCAGAGUCUGUUUAGUCUACUGAACUAUUUAUAAUCUCAGUCCAUGGCUUACCAGUUUACAGCAGAUUGGUGGAACGAGUAGAACAGAAACUGAUCCUUUACAGUGCAGUUGUAGUCCCCAGUGACUGUACUAAACAUUUUUUUAAAAUAUUUUGUAAUUAAUAUAACUUGAAGCAUUAAAAGCAUUGUGUAAUUUUAGCAAUUCCUUUUAAUGCCCUGGUAGUCAAAACAGCUAGAUUGUCACUUGAGAUUGCUGAAAAUCUACCAAGCCUGUAAAGUAAAUGCAGUUUUCAUGUUCUUAUUCAGAAGUUAUUUCAGAAGUUAAGUAAACCUAGUUAGAAUAACCCCAUCCAUUUAACUGUAUUUAACACGGAGACAGCACAGCACUAAUAUCCCGAUGUGAAUUGAGCAUCAUAGUGUCCAUUAUAAUAAAUUGAUGAAUAAUUUGUGAAAUUUAGAGUACCCCUGAUAAGUGUUGCAAAAUUGCGUCAGAUUAUUUUUCUUUGUCGGCAAGGGCAUUACCCUGUAACUGCUUUAUAACUGAUUCCCUUCUUUACAAAAAGAGCCUGAAGUGUCCAGUAGAUGACUCACACGAUUCUUACCUAAUUCAUAUCUAGCUGAAAUUCAUAUUUAUUACCUGAGAUAUGGUUGUGAUGUUUACACCUUCCUUUGAAUUCCUUUCAUUAAAUUGAAAAUUGAAAACUGGCCAUUUUAAAACAUUAUCAAGUUAAUAAUCCCCGAAGCUAUGUUCAGUGUUUUAGUACCUGUGAGUCAUCAUAGCUAGAAGUUGUAUGUAUUAGAGACAUUUAAUGAUGGAUUUCCUCUGAAGUCUUAAUGUGACUGCAAAUGUCUUAUUUCUUAAAACUCAUAAAUGAAGCACUUUGAGAUAUUUAUAUUUACCUCUCGUAUAAUUUUUAGAUUUGGUCUCUUAUUACCAAAAAGCAUUAGUUUACUAUGUGUUCAAAUGAGAAUUACUUUUUUUGAGAAAAAAAAACCCUAAUCAGUUUGUAUGUAAUCUGUGGGCAGUUUUGUGCACUUUUGGUUUCAUAUUGAUAUUGUUAAUAUGCAAAUAAUUUCCUAUUGUUUACAUUUUUAUCAAGGAGAGAGACAUUGCAGUGCUUUAGGAUUUGCUAGCCUCAUUGCCUGUAUAUAUAUAUACUUUGCAGAUAGAAGCGUAUUUCUCAGAUGUGG
This is a messenger RNA of Sinocyclocheilus grahami, 7755 nucleotides long. Its product is annotated as sodium channel protein type 4 subunit alpha A. Gene Ontology annotation, biological process: neuronal action potential; sodium ion transmembrane transport; membrane depolarization during action potential. Bases 30 to 5525 code for a protein of 1831 amino acids. Gene Ontology annotation, cellular component: plasma membrane; voltage-gated sodium channel complex. The transcript has 26 exons. Gene Ontology annotation, molecular function: calcium ion binding; voltage-gated sodium channel activity. Lineage: Eukaryota; Metazoa; Chordata; Actinopteri; Cypriniformes; Cyprinidae. The record is from RefSeq and is a predicted model, not a curated record.